Corticium candelabrum is the source of this 2121-nucleotide messenger RNA. RefSeq lists its product as uncharacterized. The record is from RefSeq and is a predicted model, not a curated record. NCBI's taxonomy places the organism in Eukaryota, Metazoa, Porifera, Homoscleromorpha, Homosclerophorida, Plakinidae. The transcript has a single exon. Bases 22 to 1713 code for a protein of 563 amino acids.
UACUCUUGGCUUCAGUUUCAGAUGGCUGCUGCUGGUGGUGGUCGUCCUACAAAUUUAUCGAGCCGAAAAGUUUCCGUACGGUUAUACACUUUUCAACAGUGUCGCACUCCGGAAGAGUUUUUCCGACUUUCAUUCAACAAACUGCUGAACGUUCCGCCGUCUACUCUUUCUGCAGUGAAGGAUGAUGUCUCUAAAUACUUCACAGGAACGGGAGCGAGAACUAGCUUAAAUGAGAUGCCCGAAAGUCCGUUCCAACGAUGGUGUCUUCCACGGAAGAAAAAGAGUGGUGCUUCCACAGAAAGCGAACUACACGAGAAUCUUGUAAAUUUCGUUCCUGCUUGGUUGCUGAUUGUGAAGCAAAACAUGAAGCAGCUGGUAAGGACAGUAACAGGCAAACAGCAGCAGAACGUCGGGAGACUGUACAAGACAUUGCAUAUGCUUGGUGGCGUCAUGACUUCACGUGAUGUAAAUGAUGUUGCAAAGGCUGGACACUUACUUGUGGCAUUGGGAAGAGGAGCAAUACGAAUCUCCUCUGAUUUCCGAACAUUUCUGUGGGCGUGGUUUUCUCACAGUUAUGGUGGGUUGCACAUUUUAGAAUCACUCUAUUUUACUUAUUGUGACUGUGGACUGGAACGAAUUCCUAUUAUUGAUCUUAUUCUUUCGUUUAGUCAAGGCCAUCUUCAGGAUUUUUUCAAGAAUGCUUUGCCAGCAAAACUUGCAUCUCCUCGCACAUUCCUCUCGUUUGUUCACCAACUGCUUCACAUGGCCUCCUCUGACCAGCUGUCGAUGCUGUUCUGUAGAGAACCCGAGGUGUCUAAGCAUGUGUUGGACUUUGCUCUUCAUUACAGUGGCCCCACAUUAGCCAUUAGUGAUCGUAUAGAAGCAAUCACAUUGCUUGCCAAAAUGUGGCUUUGUCUUCCUAAGCAAAUGGAGUUAUCACCCGGAGCAACAGAGGCCGUUUUGGAUACGUUCAAAAUGACAUGCAGAGACCCAAGAUCAUCUGAAGUUCAAAUUGUGUCCCAUGCUGUUUUAUUUUCUCUCUUUGAUGCAGCUAUUCAGAAUCAGAUUAGUUCAGAGUUUCAGUUCACUGUUUGGGAUAUGCUGGUCUUCUCAAUGUUUGGCAACCGAUCAUUCCAGCAUGUCUAUCGUUUUAUCGUAGCAAGUUUUUGUGAGUGCCUUCAGAAGCAUAUGGAUUUUAAUGUAGGAUCAAUUAUAGAACAAGUAACUCGACAAGUGAAGACCUCAGGACUGCUAAUGGUGGAUAUUGACCUUUUUCUUGUUCUGGCACAGCACACAGCUUUAGAUGUCACACAGGCUCUCGUACUUCUUCAACUUCUGGGGCAGAUAAUGUCUAGUGAUGUCAUCUAUGGUCGUGAGGUAUCUAUUCCUUUUAUUGUCUUACUCUGCCGAUAUAAACAGGAAACCUCUGUUGUAAGAUUUCUUUGUGACUUCGCUCGAUCUCUAAUUGAGUCUUUGAGAGUAACUGAUGACUCAUCUGUUCUUGUAAGUCAGCUCACUUAUGAUGACUAUCACAAGAGGGUUUUGUCUAUUGAAAUACUUGCAAAGAUACUACAUCUUCAGGAGGAAGAAUUUGAACCUUUGGUUGAUGAAGUUAAGGAACUUCUUGCCACAACUGAUGAUUUGCAUCUUGAUGUUCACAGUUUAGGUUACUUUAUUCCAGUAGAGACAGAUGGACAGCCAGCUGAAGUGUAAGGACACGACAUGAUAUCAGGUGUAACAACUUGUUAAGGCUUAGCUUUUGCAAGUUUUCUUUCACACUGGGCAGUAGAAGUCCUACACUAUACACAACUAAAUAUUCCCGAGUUUUUCUAUUUGUACUUCAGAUUACAGUGGAUGUGAAGAUGGCAUUAUUUUCAAAAAAGAGGUUGAAUUACAGGAGUGGGAUUCCCAUCUCCUCUAGUCAAAUUGAUGAAAAAAAGCAAAUAUAGCAUUCAUAAGUAUAAUAUAAAGCACUGAAGACUACCUGUACAAAUAUCUAUAGAAAAUGUCUCAUAUGUACUGACAAUUUAAAUUGACACAGUGAUAGUGACUGGAUCGAACAACAACGCGUAGGAGGAUGUUCUCAAACAUUCAUCAGCAUGCAGGCAAAUAUGCAUCUUG